AUGCGGCCGGCGACCGACGUCUCCAAAGUGCAGGAGCGUAGCGAGGAGGACACCGCAGGGGAAACGGCGGCAGCUUUCGUCGAGGCGAACGGUGAGUUAAUGACGCUUUUCUUUCGACACAUUACGGUCUGCCCGCCGCACGGGCCCUUCAAGUACUAUAGCGCCCUCACCUUCACGGCGAGGGUGCGUCGCUGGCUCGUGGCAAAUUCCUCGGAUGCCAACGCCGCGACGAUGAAGGAGCUAACCCCAACGGCGGUUCUUCAACUUAUGGAGAAGUACUACAACACGCAGCAUCUGCGAAGCUGGCCGCUGUUGUAUGUGCCUGCCGAGGUACGUCUGAAGGACGUGGAUGCAAUUCUGGGCGAAGGAAAGUGA
This is a messenger RNA of Trypanosoma conorhini, 375 nucleotides long. RefSeq lists its product as uncharacterized. The record is from RefSeq and is a predicted model, not a curated record. The coding region runs from base 1 to 375 and encodes 124 amino acids. NCBI's taxonomy places the organism in Eukaryota, Euglenozoa, Kinetoplastea, Trypanosomatida, Trypanosomatidae. The transcript has a single exon.